Molecule: messenger RNA, 1777 nt
Organism: Cornus florida
Lineage: Eukaryota; Viridiplantae; Streptophyta; Magnoliopsida; Cornales; Cornaceae
Product: protein RICE SALT SENSITIVE 3
Exons: 7
Coding region: 324-1577 (417 amino acids)
Source: RefSeq, a predicted model, not a curated record
GAUCAAAGCUGCCCCCACUGUUUUUCAUGGUAAAAUACUAAAACAAACACUUUCUCUCUCUACCCUUCAUUUUACCUUUCCCUCGUCAGAUUACCAAACCUGAUUACUUGGGAAAAACAAAAGAGAGAGAGAGAGUGACAGAGGGAUGAAGAAAGGGUCUUCUUUGUGGUUGAUAAGCUUUGUACAGUUGCUAAAGAGGAUAAAAAUUAAAGAAGCUGGGUUAGGGAAACACUCUUAGUGUCUCAGAGGUAGAGAGAGAGAGAGAGAGAGAAGGGUUUAAUUGUGGAAGUGAAAGAGAAAAAAAGGAGGAGAGAGAGAGAGAGAUGGUGGGCUCAGGAUCAUCAGAUAGGAGCAAAGAAGCUGUUGGGAUGAUGGCCCUUCAUGAGGCACUCAGAAGCGUCUGUCUCAACACAGAUUGGACUUACUCAGUCUUCUGGACAAUCCGUCCCAGACCGAGAGUUAGAGGUGGUAAUGGUUGCAAAGUUGGAGACGACAAUGGUAGCUUGAUGUUGAUGUGGGAAGAUGGGUUUUGCAGAGGAAGAGUUGCAGAAUGCUUGGAAGAGAUUGAUGGGGAGGAUCCUGUCAGAAAAGCAUUCAGCAAAAUGUCCAUUCAGUUGUAUAAUUAUGGAGAAGGGUUGAUGGGAAAGGUUGCUUCAGAUAAGUGUCAUAAAUGGGUAUUCAAGGAGCCUUCAGAGUGUGAACCAAACAUCUCCAACUACUGGCAGAGUUCUUUUGAUGCUCUACCCCCUGAAUGGACUGAUCAGUUUGACUCGGGCAUUCAGACUAUAGCUGUAAUUCAAGCUGGCCAUGGACUUCUACAACUGGGAUCCUGCAAGAUUAUACCUGAAGACCUCCAUUUUGUGCUGAGAAUGAGACACACCUUUGAGUCUCUUGGCUACCAAUCUGGUUUCUAUCUGUCCCAGCUAUUUUCUUCAAACAGGAACACUUCCCCUUCUUCCUCAGUUCCCUCUAAGCAAAACCCCAUUCUGACCCGCCCUCCACCUCCCCUCUUCAAUUGGGGCCCGAGGCCACUUCCAUCCGCAACCUCAAUGCUUGCAUCUCCCACUUUUCAAAACUCCGCUAGACUCGGAUUUCCACAGACCAAAGAUGAAACCCAUAUGUUCAUCCUCCCUCAUUCAUCUGAAACCCGAAUGGAAGAUAUGAUGGGAGAUCAUGAAACUGACAUCAAAUGGCCGAGUGGGUUGACUUUCUUCAAUGCUCUCACCGGACGAAGCGAUGAUGCCAAGCUUUUGUUUACUCCAGAGGGAUUAGGGAACAAGCAGGACCAAAAUCACCAGCAACUCAUCCUCGAAGGGAAGAAUCCGAAUUCAAGUUCAGAUGCUUCAAAUAUGCACAACAGUGGUGCUGCAAAUCCCAACGAGUUUUUGAGCUUGGAUAGCCACCCAGAGAGCGCCCGGAAGGUGGAAAACAAGUUUAAGAGGAGCUUUACCUUGCCUGCAAGAAUGGCUUCAUCAUCUUCUUCUACUUCACUCGAUCACCAUUCACAUAAUCCUGUGGAGUACAGAAAUUCGGAAGGAGGAAUGUACACCGAUGUCAUGGAGACUUUCUUAGAGUAAUUUAGGAAGCUUGUACUUCUGGAGUCGAGGAUGAAAGAGUGAGAAGUUGUAUCUAGGAAAAGCUUUUGCUCUCUUUGGCGGCUCAGUCGAUGGUUCCUUUGUUUUGAUGCUAAUAUCAUAUGUUUCUUUGAUUUAUUUACUGAACUCUUUUCACCAUUUCUUGUAGUUGUGCAAACAUGAAAAUUUUCCUCGAAAUAUAA